AAGAAGCUUAAAAUGAAAAAAUUAUUAGAAAAGUAAAAAAGAAAAUUCAAUUAUAACAUAGAAUGGAGAUGAAAAAUUAAGAACUUAAGAUUUAAAAAUCUUAAAAUUAAAUUUAGGAAAAGAAUUACUAUCAGAAAAAAUCAAUAGAAAAGAUUAUGAAUAAAAAAUUAUUAAAACAACAGAUGAAAGAGUUUAUAGUUUAAGACUAGAUAUAGCAAGAUAAAAAAAAUAUAGAGAGAGGAUGUUGAAGAAGAAAGAAGAUUAAGGUAUUAUUAAAAAUAAAUUUUAGGUAAGAAGGAAAUCAAUAAGUUAUAAAAAUAUUAGGAGAUUCAAUAUUGAAAUUAUAAGAAAUUUUAACAACAGAAAAAAAAUAGAGAGAAACAGCAUAAAGUUAGAUGUUCAGAAUGUUUGAUGAGAUGAAUUCUUAUUUGAAUGGAGAACUUAAUGCUGAAAAAAGUGAAAGAGAAGCUACAGAGGAGAGUAUUAUUAAUCUUAUUGAUUAAAGAUGCAAUAGAGUUGAAAAUUCCUUAAGAAAAUGA
Messenger RNA from Paramecium primaurelia, 539 nucleotides. The record is from the annotation of a GenBank genome assembly. Lineage: Eukaryota; Ciliophora; Oligohymenophorea; Peniculida; Parameciidae.